GUGUUUUUACGUGUAUUUUCAAUUGUUUAAAACAAAAUGUAAUUUAUGUGUGCUGCAGUGUGACCGAAGUGUGUGUUACUGGAAAAUACCAAAGAAGAAAACUCAGCGGCAUUGGGGAUUUUAUAAACCCGAUUUGUAAACUAUAAAUCUGCUUUUUUGGAAAUAUUUCCACUGAAGUAGAAAUUUAUACCUUUUUGGCGCGAAAAUACGGUCACACUUUUGUGCAGCGCUGGUCACUGCAAAUUUACAAAGUGGUUUUACGUUUUGUUAUAAUUUUGGAAAAAUGAGCGUGGUAAAACGUGGAGCCUUUAUCGUUUUUGAAGGAUGCGAUCGUAGUGGAAAGACCACACAAAGCCGGCUGCUAGCGGAGCUCCUCAAAUCCAAGGGCAUUGCCACCGUGUCGAUGAACUUUCCGGAGCGCAGCUCCAGCAUUGGACAGGUGAUAAACUCAUAUCUGACCAACAGCAAGGAUCUGCCCGAUGAGGUGAUCCACCUGAUGUUCUCCGCCAAUCGCUGGGAGCACAUGAACCAGAUCAAGCAGCAACUGCUAAAGGGCACCACGUUGAUUGUGGAUCGAUAUUCCUACUCCGGUGUGGCCUACAGUGCGGCCAAGGGACUGGACUUUGACUGGUGCUAUGCGCCGGAAAAGGGACUUUUGAAGCCAGAUGCUGUGUUCUACCUAAAGACCUCUGUGGAUUCCCUGACGAAUCGGGGGCAGUACGGCGAGGAGCGCUAUGAAAAAGUAGAAUUCCAAAGCCGCGUGGCCCAAGUUUUCGAUCGCAUUUGCUAUAGGGAAGCCUCCUACUGGCACCAGUUCGAUGCCAGUCAGUCUGCCGAGGAUCUGCACUCGCGUAUAACCAGCAUAGCGGAAGACCUGCUCCAGAAGGUGGAAGCCCAACCGCUAGAUACGUUAUCAUAGUAAAAAAAGGACCUCGAAUCGCCAUUCAUUAGAGGGGAUUUACCUUGAUUUAUGCGAUACAUGCGCGUGUUUGUUAUAAAUGUUUUUUAAAUGG
Drosophila kikkawai is the source of this 1013-nucleotide messenger RNA. RefSeq names its product thymidylate kinase. The record is from RefSeq and is a predicted model, not a curated record. Gene Ontology annotation, cellular component: mitochondrion; nucleus; cytoplasm. Lineage: Eukaryota; Metazoa; Arthropoda; Insecta; Diptera; Drosophilidae. Gene Ontology annotation, biological process: dTDP biosynthetic process; dTTP biosynthetic process; dUDP biosynthetic process. Gene Ontology annotation, molecular function: nucleoside diphosphate kinase activity; ATP binding; dTMP kinase activity.